Molecule: messenger RNA, 1023 nt
Organism: Eruca vesicaria subsp. sativa (arugula)
Lineage: Eukaryota; Viridiplantae; Streptophyta; Magnoliopsida; Brassicales; Brassicaceae
Source: the annotation of a GenBank genome assembly
AUGCCUGUAGAAGAUUCAGUCUCUGGAAAUAUGGAGUCAGCACUUGGAGGAGCUGCAGCCAGAUACAACUCAGCUCUUGACAUGACCCUGAAGGCCCUUGUGAGCAUAAACGUUCUUAAACAAGAUCUAAAGAACAAUAAGCAACCUUUUCGUGACAACCUAGAAGAACAAGUUCUUCCUGCGCUACAGAGUUUAUUUACUGCUGUUGUGUCAGAGGAAAUAAAAACUGAGGGAGUCUACAGUCUCAUCCUGAGAUACUUACUCGUGUCCCUGGAAAAAGUUAAUUCUAUGCCGAGUGAUUCUGCUGAGGUACUUGUUACCAUCCUUGAGUCUUGGCAUUGCUGGAGAAAUUCAGAAGGAGAAAGCUUGGUGAAUCGCCUUUUCACGUUGGAGGAAAAUGAAAGAAUGAAUUGUAGAAAAUGCAGAAGGCAGCCAAAUUAUCCAGACCAGAGCUCCUAUGGCAUUGUUAUAGCUGCAGAUUCAAUCAGAAACGUGAAGUGUGCUUUUGGGGAUAUAAAGUUUGUGGAUAUCCUUAAGGCGAUCCGCAUGGGAUACAAAAUGUUAUGUGACAUUAAAACUGGAGGCUGUGGAACGACAAAUGUUGUUCAUCAUGUUAUAAGUAGAUGCCCACCUAUCUUCAUAAUCGUGUUAGAAUGGGAGAAGAGUGAAACUGAAAAAGAGAUAACAGAAACAACAAAGGCUUUGGAGUGGGAGAUAGAUAUCAGCAGGCUGUUCAAAGGCUUAGAACAAAACACUAACUACCGGCUUGUGUCAAUGGUUGGUUAUAGUGAAGAAGAAGGAGAACACAUCUGCAUGGCUUAUGAAAAGAACCGGUGGAUCAAUCUCAGACGUGAGUCUUUAGCAGGAGAGGUUGUUGGUAGCUGGGAGAGUGUGGUUAGAUUCUGUGGAGAAAGGAAGAUUCGGCCAGAGAUUCUGUUUUACGAAGCUGCACCGUCCAUGAUGGACUAACAAGUUUAUCAACAUGGAGAAGACAAUUUGGCUCUGAAAUUUGAUCAUUAGGUU